Polistes dominula (European paper wasp) is the source of this 346-nucleotide messenger RNA. It is a transcript of the gene mRpL33, whose product is annotated as mitochondrial ribosomal protein L33. Gene Ontology annotation, biological process: translation. The record is from RefSeq and is a predicted model, not a curated record. Gene Ontology annotation, cellular component: mitochondrion. NCBI's taxonomy places the organism in Eukaryota, Metazoa, Arthropoda, Insecta, Hymenoptera, Vespidae.
UUAAUGUUUUUAUUUUUACAAAUGAGUCACGUUAUAACCAAAUAUUCAUGAUAUAAAACAUACUUAGAUUUUUAAUAAAUAAUAAUGUUUUUAACAAAUAUAUUGUUUAAGAAAGCAAAGAGCAAACUACUCUUAGUUUUAACUGAAAGUGUAGUAAGCGGUCAUACAAGGCAUAUGAUCAGAGAAAGAGUAGCUGAUAAAUUAGAAGUUAUUAAAUUCGAUCCGUACAUUCAAAAAAUGGCAAUCUACAAAGAGGUUAAAAAGGUACACGGUCUUAAAUAAUGAAACUAAAUGUAGAAUAUUGAUAUAUUUAAUAAUAAUAAAUGUAAUAUUAAUAAUAAAUAAG